AUGAAUGACUAUCCUAAUAAAUCGGCCGAACCUGACCGCCGUCGACGGCAAUCACAAGAAAAUCAGAGGACAUCAUCACUAACAGCACCGACCGGUCAAACAUCCGAUAGAGGAGUUGUGACCAACAACUCUGCGGACGACAACGACUAUGACUUAUCAUUGAAACUACUGGUAAUCGGCAAUUCGUCAGUCGGAAAGUCGGCAUUUAUCUACCGAUACACUGACUACACGUUCAACAUAUGUACUACGAUUCCUACAGUAGGUGUAGAUUUAAGAGUCAAAACAAUCGACAGACAGCUGGUGGACGACGGUCUCAAUAGACGAUUACGUUUGGAGAUCUGGGAUAUGGCCGGUCAGGACAGCUUCCGUACGCUUAUCAGUUCAUACUUUCGUAAAGCAAACGGUUGUCUACUAAUGUAUGACGUUUCCGAUAGACAAUCGUUUCAGUGUAUUGAACAAUGGUUGGAAGUAUUCAGAAAUAUUGCACCCGACGGAGCACCGGUAGUACUGGUUGGCAAUAAAUGUGAUAUCAGUGGUGGUGGUGAUGGUUAUGAUGAUAAUGAUAGCCAACACCGACAAUACCACCAGCCGAAGCAGCAUCGGGUGAUCAGCUAUGAAAUGGGCCAACAAUUGGCCGAUAAGUUGGAACUGGAUUUCUAUGAGACGUCAGCCAAAGAUAAUAUCAAUGUCGACAAUGUGUUUGAUAGGUUAGUCGAUCUGAUAUGUGAUGAUAUGUUGGCCGAUAUAUUGGCAAAACUGAUGACAACAAGUUUGACCACACAAUUGCUAACAGAGACUAUAAUCUUAAGUAUUAAUAAUAAUAAUAAUAAUAAUAAUAAUAAUAGCGAUAAUAAAAGCCGAAAAAAUCAUCAUGUUGUAAAUAAUUAA
This is a messenger RNA of Oppia nitens, 888 nucleotides long. Its product is annotated as ras-related protein Rab-3-like. The transcript is spliced from 2 exons. The record is from RefSeq and is a predicted model, not a curated record. Lineage: Eukaryota; Metazoa; Arthropoda; Arachnida; Sarcoptiformes; Oppiidae. The coding region runs from base 1 to 888 and encodes 295 amino acids. Gene Ontology annotation, cellular component: endosome; synaptic vesicle; plasma membrane. Gene Ontology annotation, molecular function: GTP binding; GTPase activity. Gene Ontology annotation, biological process: protein secretion; protein localization to plasma membrane; regulation of exocytosis.